AUGGCCAGCGACAGCAGCAACCAAGCAGGAGCAGCAGGAGCCAAGCCGAAGCCGAAGCCGAAGCCGCCACCGCCGCAGCUAUCGGUGCGGCUCCAGCUGGCCGGGCUGACGGCGGCCAUCGACGCCGUGGAGCGACGCGACGGGACGGUGAACCGCUGCCUGUACGGAGUGAUCGACCGGCUCCUGAGCGCGCGCGCCAACCCACGGCCGGACGCGUCCGACGUGCGCUCCUUCGACUUCACCAUGGACGCGUCCCGCGGCAUCUGGGCGCGCGUCUUCGCCCCGGCCACGGCGGACCGCCCGCUCCCCGUCGUCGUGUACUACCACGGCGGCGGCUUCGCGCUUUUCUCCCCGGCAAUCGGGCCCUUCAACGGCGUGUGCCGCCGCCUGUGCGCCGCGCUCGGCGCCGUCGUGGUGUCCGUCAACUACCGCCUGGCCCCCGAGCACCGGUGGCCCGCCGCCUACGACGACGGCGUCGAUGCGCUGCGGUUCCUCGACGUCCGCGGCGGCGUCCCGGGCCUGGACGACGACGUGCCCGUCGACCUCGGCAGCUGCUUCCUGGCCGGGGAGAGCGCGGGCGGCAACAUCGUGCACCACGUCGCCAACCGCUGGGCCGCCGCGUGGCAGGCGUCCGCACGGACGCUCCGCGUCGCGGGCGUCUUCCCCGUGCAGCCCUACUUCGGCGGCGUGGAGCGCACGCCGUCGGAGCUGGCGCUGGAGGGCGUGGCGCCCGUGGUGAACCUCCGGCGCUCCGACUUCUCGUGGACCGCGUUCCUCCCCGUCGGUGCCGGCGCCACCCGCGACCACCCCGCCGCGCACGUCACCGACGACAACGCCGACCUCGCCGAGCAGUUCCCGCCAGCCAUGGUCAUCAUCGGCGGCUUCGACCCGCUCAUGGACUGGCAGAGGCGGUACGCCGACGUGCUGCGCCGGAAGGGGAAGGAGGUGCUGGUGGCGGAGUACCCCGGCAUGUUCCACGGCUUCCCGGAGCUCCCUGAGGCCACCAAGGUGUUGCAGGACAUGAAGGCCUUCGUCGACAGCCACAGGGCCACGCCCAAGCUCGCCGACGCGUGA
Miscanthus lutarioriparius is the source of this 1074-nucleotide messenger RNA. Lineage: Eukaryota; Viridiplantae; Streptophyta; Magnoliopsida; Poales; Poaceae. The record is from the annotation of a GenBank genome assembly.